Messenger RNA from Tetranychus urticae (two-spotted spider mite), 1729 nucleotides. RefSeq lists its product as uncharacterized. The record is from RefSeq and is a predicted model, not a curated record. Lineage: Eukaryota; Metazoa; Arthropoda; Arachnida; Trombidiformes; Tetranychidae.
AACUAAUUUGGCGGCAAAAGUUGUUUUUCUUUGUAGCUUGGCUUGACAAUAGCUUCACUUCAUCCAUCAAGAACAAUCAAGUUCAUUUUCGCGUAAACAAUAUUAUUUAAUUUUUCUGCAUGCAUUUAUUUUUAUUUUUUUGUUUUCAUUAUGGCUCCAAUUUCAAUCCAGCAUGCUAAGGAGAGUAACUUUGCUCAAUUUGCCAGGCUGAUCGAUUCAAUGGAAAACCGGUACAUGAAUGUUGGCUCUGAUGGCAUUGUUGAUAUCAAUAGUUUGCAAGUUAUAAGAACUAGAAGUGGUCGUGUUUCCAAACCUAGGGUAUCUAUAACACCAAAUAGACCAAUAGAUAAGAAAAGAAAAGGAAGAUCAUCUUUAUACAGUAAUACAUCUUCAUCAACACCUUUAACAAAUUCAUCAUCAGCAUCAUUACCAGUUUCAUCAUCAUCAACACCUUUACCAGCUUCAUCAUCACAAGAUAGCUCUAGUUUCGAUCAAACUCAGAGUCAACCACAACGAGCUAUCACAAGUAAUCAUAAUAGAAGCAUUCUUUUCGACCGACCAGCCCAGAAUGCGGCAAGCAAAAGUUUACUUGCAAUUCUUAAAGCAGGAGGACCAUUGGCUGCCAAAACUGCGCGAAAUAUUUACGAAAGAGCUUUGAUUGUUUUAGGACGUGACGAUUUACCCAACAAAGCAAAGAUGCGACCAUUUUUUACUUUUCAUGAAGAACAAGACGUAGGUGUCACCUUUCUUUUCGAUACUCCUGAUUAUACUCCAUGGACUCUAAUUUGUUUGAAAUUUUUCGGCGAGGAAAAUCUUGAUUUGUACAAACAAAUCUACAAUUAUGUUCUGGCAGAAGCGGCUAUGAGAAGCCGUCAAAGUGAUUUCUCAAUGAGAACUAUUACUUCAAAUGUGCGAACACCAGCUAGUGCGAAAACAGAUUAUCUCGCUUUGAUGCCUUGUCCACAAAAUGAUCCAAAACGAAUGGAAGUUGAUGAAGACGAUUUGGAAAACUUGAAUACACAACAGACUCCUCAUCGAACACGUUCAUCAAAUCAAGUUGUAUCAGCCAAAGCAUCACCAUCUGUACUCUCGAAGGCCUACGUUACUGCUUCCUCGUCUAUGCCAAUUUACCAUCCGUCAAUCGAAAGCAUUGUUUAUCAGAAUGACGCACAGUUAGCCUCAUUGAGAAAACUUGCAGAGAUUCUUCGACAGAAUGAUGAAGAAAGCCGACAAGUUAAAAGGAAAUUAACAGCUCGAGCUGCUAAAGCACUAGGAAAUUGAGUCUAUGCCUUAUGGCCGAGAUGUAUUACCAUUUUUCACUUUCCAUGAAAAAGAGAUCGGUGUCAGCUUUUUGUUCAACAUAGAGACAUUGAGUCCAUGGGUCAACAUUUGUCAGCUCUACUUCGGAGAUGAAAUUCUAGAAUUAAACAAAGAAAUAUAUCGAAUGAUGAAUCAACCUCGCUCUGAAUCUUUGUUAAUGUUGGAAAAAUUGUGCAAAUUGUAAAACCAUCAGUUAAUACAAACACUUUUUAUUCAUUAUGAAUUGUCCAAUUCGUUUGAUUAUUCCUCCUUAUUUAUAAUUGCAGCUGAAAACCUUUUGAGACUUUGUCUUAAAAGUAGUCUAUAAGAUGGAGCCAAAGAUCAAGUGUUUAACUUUAAGAAAGUAAUAAAUUAUUGAGAUUUAAAUGAAAAAAAUAAGUUACUAUUAUUAAAGAUUAAUAAUUUUCUA